Messenger RNA from Orbicella faveolata, 840 nucleotides. RefSeq lists its product as uncharacterized. NCBI's taxonomy places the organism in Eukaryota, Metazoa, Cnidaria, Anthozoa, Scleractinia, Merulinidae. The record is from RefSeq and is a predicted model, not a curated record.
ACUAUCAAUGCGAUCAUCAAAAUUUAUGCCCAGUGGCACAUACAUAGUACAGUGUGGGGUGAAAUUUGUUAUUUUUAUUCUACAUCUCGUCUUGUUAUUCUUGCAGGUAUGGCGAUUACCAACAACAAAGGGAAAGACCUCACAGUAAGAGGAAUUUUGUUAUGUGCUAUGAUGGAUGCACCAGCUAAGUGCUUAAUGCAAAAUUUUGUGCACUACAAUGGUUUUAGCGGGUGUCCUUAUUGCUUGGAGCAGGGAACUAGUGUGAAGACAAGUGCAAAAGGUCACACACAUGCAUAUCCAUUUAACAGAAAAUGUCUGCAUCAGGGUUAUGAUGAAGACCGCAGUCAUGAAAACACUCUGCAGCAUGCAUAUGAGGCCCAUAAGUCAAAACUAGAGGGGAAGUAUUCACCAGUUUGUGGUGUCCAAGGGUAUUCGUGGUUUAUGUUUAUCCCUGGAUUUGACAUUAUCAAAGGCAUUGCAGUGGAUUAUAUACAUUGUGUUCUAUUGGGAGUUACCAAGAUGCUUAUGACAUUGUGGUUUGACAAAUCACAUGCAACAGUAUGUUGGAGCAUAAGCAAACAAGACGAAGAGGUUGACAGGCGGUUGUUAAAUAUUACCCCACCAAAUUGUAUUUCAAGGGCACCUAGGAGCAUCACAAAAGAUUUUGCUCAUUGGAAAGCUUCGGAGUUUAGAUCCUUUCUUUUUUUUUUUUUACAGUAUCCCAUGCCUGUGGAACAUUCUAUUAGAUGAAUACUUCCAACAUUUUAUUUUGUUUGUUGAAGCAAUUUGGUUAUUAGAUCAAAGCUCGAUCUCACCACAGUGUUUGCAGAAAGCUGGUAA